Molecule: messenger RNA, 861 nt
Organism: Trichoderma aggressivum f. europaeum
Lineage: Eukaryota; Fungi; Ascomycota; Sordariomycetes; Hypocreales; Hypocreaceae
Exons: 5
Coding region: 1-861 (286 amino acids)
Molecular function (GO): 4-hydroxy-tetrahydrodipicolinate synthase activity
Source: RefSeq, a predicted model, not a curated record
AUGGGAGAAGCAGUACACUUGACCCCGGAAGAGCGUAUCAAGUUAAUACAGACUCUUCGAAAUGCCCUCGAUUCAAUCGGUCUGCAGAAGACACCGAUAGUCGCUGGUGUAGGAGGUAAUAGCACUCGUGAGACCAUUCAGCUAGCUCGCGAUGCUGCUGCUGCAGGUGCAGAUUUUGCCCUGGUGAUUGCUCCUGGGUAUUGGGCUGGUUAUCUCAAAGGAAACCCAGCGGCAGUUGAAAGAUUUUUCGUCGAUGUCGCCGCGGGGUCUCCAAUUCCAGUGUACAGCCUCUCCCCUCUGGUUCCCAUGGCAUUGCUUGCUAAUCCUGUUCUGUGGAAUAGGGUUAUUUACAAUUUUCCUCCUGUGACGGCAGGGAUUGACUUGGAACGUGACAAUGUGGCCGAGAUUGCAAAACUGGCACCGAAUGUCUGCGGCAUAAUGCUAUCAUGUGGCAAUGCUGGCAAGCUGGCAAGAAUUGCAGCCUUGACUGAAGGGACUUCUUUCACAACAUUGGCCGGCCUAAUCGAUUUCCUCCUCCCCUCAGUGGUGGUCGGCUCCGCUGGUGCUAUUAGUCCACUACCUAACAUUGCGCCCAAAUUCUCCAUGAAAUUAUGGGAUUUGACACAAAAUCUCGAAACCAAGGCAGAUUUCAAGGCCGCACAAAAGUCCCAAGGCAUAGCUUCUCUGGCAGAGUCUGCUUUGUUGAAGAGUGGGGUUCCCGGCUUGAAAGGGCUGUUGAAUAAGGAUUUCGGAUACCCUGCGGCGCCGAGAUUGCCCCUUCUUUCUCAUAACGACGUGGCCACGUUGUCCCAAAACAAGUAUAUUAGCAACAUUUUGGAUCUGGAGAAAGCUUUAGACUAG